This is a messenger RNA of Gadus morhua (Atlantic cod), 1373 nucleotides long. RefSeq lists its product as uncharacterized. The transcript has 6 exons. NCBI's taxonomy places the organism in Eukaryota, Metazoa, Chordata, Actinopteri, Gadiformes, Gadidae. The record is from RefSeq and is a predicted model, not a curated record. The coding region runs from base 669 to 1373 and encodes 234 amino acids.
CUAUCUAUCGUGAAAGUAGAAUGCAAUUUAGUUUGUCCCAGUUGGGUUGCUGUAGAUAGCGUAUUGUGUGACGUAAUCAGCAGACGACGGACCCCGAGCCGAUCUGGAAGCCGAGCCGAUGUGGUACCAGAGCCCAUAGACAUCUUGAUGUCUAUGCCAGAGCCCGUCUACGAACAUGGAGAAAGAAAUGGCUCAUAAACAUGAGGCGAAGUGACCUCAGACACUCCAUGUCACACGAGGAGUUAAUGCAGGGGGGCUACGUUGUCUGUGAACUGCAUUUUGAGGAAUGCUUCCUUAAAAAACACAAUGGAAAGGUGGCACUCACCAGAGAUGCCAUCCCCACACUGGUGGAUUGCGACAACCCGCCACCACUUGCCUCCCCUCCUCUUAAAAGGCGAAAAAAAAAAGAAGGUAACAUAACUGAGACCAAGACCAACCUACAAAUAAUUAAGACAGUCCCCUGAAAUAACAUUUACAUACAUUACAUUGAAUGAAAUAACUUUAAAUGAUCCUUUGAUAUUGACUGAUUCAAUCCUCAAAAGCUAAGCAGAGUCAAUCUGAGGAAGAAGACAGGUAUAGACACAGAGGGAGGGACAGAGAAAAGCACAGAGGAGACAGCAGAAAUUAUACCGGAAAGGACAGAGGAGACUCUAGAGACAACAGUUGAAAUGGAGGAAAGGACAGAGGAGAGCGCAGAAGGGACAGUAGAGUCAAAUGGAGGCACCAAAGAACAGGCUGAGGCUCAGGUGACAAUUCUGCACAGCAGUCUCCAAAAGAAGGACCAGAGAAUAAAACAACUAGAGGCACGCCUUGCAAGGCUGCAAAGGCUAAGACGCAGGAAAAGGAAGCCAGCUGGCAUGCCAAAAAAAUCCAAUCCCCAUGAAAUUAUGGAGGAGAGGCUCCAGAGGUGUCCUGAGGGCUGCCGGAACUUCAUUAGGGCACAACUGUCAGAGGCAGGGAAAAAGGACAGAGGGAGAAGGUUCAACAGGCACAUGAAGGAUCUAGGGCUGCAGCUGUUACACAGCAGCCCAAAGGCCUACCGACAAAUGAAGGCCAUAUUCUCGCUUCCUUCUGGAAGGACACUUCGGCGUUACGUUAGCGCACGUGUGGGAUAUUUCUCUCCUGGCUUCCUACAGGGAAUCAUCUCCCAAAUGGGAGUCAUCGCCGCCACCAUGACCCCUGUGGAGAGGAUGUGUACGCUCGUCCUGGACGAGAUGUCAAUCAAAAAACAAUUUGAUUACGAUCGCAAGAACGAUGCCAUUUAUGGUGUAUCUGCAUCUGGGGCUGCAGCAAAACAAGCGAUGGUCGUCAUGGCUAGGGGCAUUAUGGGGAAAUGGAAGCAGGCAAGCCAUACCUUAGAAAAACAUUUAUGA